CACGUGACUUGACUCUUCUACUUCCUUAAAGUGUAAACAUUGGAGACCGCAGGGCAGUGAAGUUAACGUUAAGCCGUGUUAAAUUAUCGGUAUUCCAACAAUACACCGCGUUGUGAAGUUUGCACGUAGCUGCAAAGCGUCUGGAAAAGCUGGAUCGAAGAAGAAGCUCGAAGGGAGUGUGUGCUGUGUGGGAAUGGGUUACAUUCCUUGCUGGUCCAAAUGCAGAAUAAAGGGAGCGACGAGGUGGAAACAUUGAAGACAAAGUUCUUGUCUGUGUGGCACAAUGUGAAGUACAGUUGGGCUCUCAAAUCAAAGACUUCAUUCAGUAGAAAUUCCCCAGUGUUUCUCCUCGGAAAAUGUUACCACUUUAAAGCUGAAGAUGACGGCGGUGUUACAGAAACCUGCUUCGAAGCCUCUGAUGAGGAUUUUGUCAUGGGGAACGCGGAGGCUUUCCGCAGGGAUUUUGCAUCCAGAGUGUGGCUCACCUACAGGGUGGAGUUGCCUUCUCUGCCCAGCUCCACCUUGACCUCCGACUGUGGCUGGGGCUGCAUGCUGAGAGCCGGGCAGAUGAUGCUGGCUCAGGCACUUAUUCUGCACUUCCUGGGCAGAGACUGGACCUGGUCGGAGGCGAUGACGCUCCAGCCUUUAGACACAGAGACGUGGACCACCACUGCAGCCAAGCGUCUUGUCGCCUCUCUGGAGGCCUCUCUGCAAGGUUCCCCCAGGCCCUCCGAUGAUGGCUCACCACCCAUGCACCAAGCCCAGGCCCCGGGAUGUGCAGAAGAGGCAGAUGCACAUUUGAAAGAGAUGUACCACCGCACUCUGGUGUCCUGGUUUGGGGACAGCCCCUCUGCUCAGUUAGGCCUCCACAGUCUGGUCCGCAUGGGUCUGACAAUGGGGAAACAGGCAGGGGACUGGUAUGGGCCUGCUGUAGUGGCUCACAUCCUCAAGAAAGCCAUCGAGGAGGCGAUGGACCCUGGUUUGGCGGGUAUAACUGCUUAUGUCUCCCAGGACUGCACAGUGUACAGUGCCGAUCUCAUCGAUAGCCACAGGGCACCAAGAGCAGGGCAGACCUCUGCUGAGAGAUCAGAUGCCCCUCCUUCCCCACACAGUGACCAACCAACAUCUGCCUCCACCCUGUCUGACAGCCGAGCCGUCAUCAUCCUCAUCCCUGUGCGGCUGGGAGGGGAGAAGACAAACCCUGACUAUUUCAACUUUGCCAAGAGCAUACUGAGUCUGGAGUACUGCAUAGGCAUCAUCGGGGGGAAGCCCAAACAGGCCUGCUACUUUGUAGGAUUUCAAGAUGACAGCUUGAUUUACAUGGACCCUCAUUACUGUCAGUCUUUUGUGGAUGUCAGCACCAGCGAUUUCCCUCUCCAGUCCUAUCAUUGCCCGUCACCAAAGAAGAUGCCUUUCAGCAAGAUGGACCCAAGCUGCACCAUAGGUUUCUACUCUAGAAGUGCUCAAGACUAUGAGAGAAUCAGUCAAGAGCUGUCUAAGGUGCUGCAGCCGUCAGCGAGGGAGAAAUACCCUGCGUUCACUAUCGUGCAAGGUCAUGGCAGAGAUUACGACCUGUCUGCAGGCGUGACCCCGGAGAAGAGAGAAUGGCCCUUCAUCCGUGACCCGCGGAGGACGGUCACCACUGCCGGGGACUUUGUGCUGCUUUGACAGCGCUGUUUAAAAGACUACUGACAGGAAAGUUCUUCUGAAUCAAACUGCUUGAUAGCCAAAGCCUAAGUGUCUUAAGUCUGUUUGACACUGAAGGUUAUGGAACUCUAUACAACUACAGUAACUCAGUUUAUAAAUCCUGGAAACUUUGUUGCUAAGCAAUAUUUCCCAAAACUGUUAUUAACUGGUUGGUCUUUUGUUUGUUAGCUGGAAAUUGUAGCUUGCUGAACAUUUUGUCAGGAAGCUUUUGGUGCUCUCCCUAAUUUAAUGAACCUAAAAUGUUUGGUAACACUUUACUUGAAGGUAUCUACAUACGAGUGAUAUGACACUGAACCCUAACCAUAACUCUAAC
This is a messenger RNA of Perca flavescens (yellow perch), 2020 nucleotides long. RefSeq names its product autophagy related 4C, cysteine peptidase (gene atg4c). Lineage: Eukaryota; Metazoa; Chordata; Actinopteri; Perciformes; Percidae. Gene Ontology annotation, cellular component: cytoplasm. The record is from RefSeq and is a predicted model, not a curated record. The transcript has 11 exons. Gene Ontology annotation, molecular function: protein-phosphatidylethanolamide deconjugating activity; cysteine-type endopeptidase activity. Gene Ontology annotation, biological process: autophagosome assembly; C-terminal protein lipidation; mitophagy. The coding region runs from base 220 to 1668 and encodes 482 amino acids.